This is a messenger RNA of Tinamus guttatus (white-throated tinamou), 1211 nucleotides long. NCBI's taxonomy places the organism in Eukaryota, Metazoa, Chordata, Aves, Tinamiformes, Tinamidae. The record is from RefSeq and is a predicted model, not a curated record.
AUGGAGCUGGAAAAAGCCGCCCAGGUGCUCCUGAAGGAGGCGGGUGGAUUGGGGGGUGCCUUGGGGCAGCUGCUGGAGCAGCAUCAGGUGAUGCAGGGCCCAGUUCACUCUUCGUGGUGUUGUGCGUUUUACAGAAGGCGUUUUAUCUCCCAGCGCUGCUCUCUAGACUUUUUAGAAGACAUAGUGGAAUAUGCCAGUGUACGAAGAACCAAGCACAUCUCGGGGUCUCCAAGACACAAAAGUUUGAAGAAGAUGCACUUCAUCAAGAACAUGAGGCAGUAUGACACGAAGAACAGCAGGAUAGUAUUAAUCUGCGCUAAACGAACACUGUGUGUGGCUUUUUCUAUCCUACCUUACGGGGAGAGUUUACGGAUCAGUGACCUGAAAAUGGACGGCCAGAAACAACGACAUCCUUCUGGGGGAGUUUCAGUCUCCACUGAGAUGGUGCUUGGUCUGGAAGGAGUAGAGCUAGGAGCUGAUGGCAAGGUUGUGUCCUAUGCAAAAUUCUUGUAUCCAACCAACGCCCUAGUUGUCCGUAAAACUGACAGCCACAGUGUUGUUCCUGCAUGCCGAGCUAGUGCUUCCCGGAGCCUCCCUGCAGCAAGGUACAAACCUGUGGCAGCAAAAGCAAUACCAGCAGGAGCAGAGAUAGGAAAUGAAGCUGGUGAAGCAACAGAAUACGAUCCAAAUCUUCUGGAUGAUCCUCAGUGGCCCUGUGGGAAACACAAGCGGGUUCUCAUCUUUGCCUCUUACAUGACAACAGUCAUAGAAUAUGUGAAACCCUCGGACCUUAAAAAGGAUAUGAAUGAAACCUUUCGAGAGAAGUUUCCUCACAUCAAGUUAACACUGAGCAAAAUUAGGAGCUUAAAGAGAGAGAUGCGGAACCUGAGUGAGGAGUGCAGCCUGGAGCCAGUUACUGUGUCCAUGGCUUAUGUUUAUUUUGAGAAGCUUGUUCUCCAAGGCAAACUCAACAAACAGAACCGCAAACUGUGCGCUGGGGCUUGUGUUCUGCUCGCAGCCAAGAUAAGCAGUGACCUCAGGAAACACGAAGUCAAACACCUUAUAGAUAAACUAGAAGAGAGAUUCAGGUUCAACCGAAGAGAUCUCAUUGGUUUCGAAUUCACCGUGCUCGUAGCUUUGGAACUGGCUCUCUAUCUUCCUGAAAACCAGGUUUUACCUCAUUACAGACGGCUCACGCAACAGUCCUAACC